This is a messenger RNA of Topomyia yanbarensis, 1349 nucleotides long. RefSeq names its product arrestin domain-containing protein 2-like. Gene Ontology annotation, biological process: protein transport. The record is from RefSeq and is a predicted model, not a curated record. Gene Ontology annotation, cellular component: cytoplasm. The transcript is spliced from 4 exons. The coding region runs from base 289 to 1248 and encodes 319 amino acids. NCBI's taxonomy places the organism in Eukaryota, Metazoa, Arthropoda, Insecta, Diptera, Culicidae.
AUUUGAUGCUCCUGCCGAACUAGGCAGUAAUGUGCGAUUAUUCAUAUCCUGCACACGCACUGUGGUUGGUUGGUCGCCAGCCCCUUCGAGUUAGGCCAAACUAACAACACCGAUUCCCGUAAAUAGGUGCAACACAAUGGCAGAAAUCAAUAGAAGGAUGUCAUCUCACACGUACGAUUGACGCAAGACCCGCGACAGACUGGCGCCGCUUGCUGUGAUGCUGUAUCUAUACUUCUCAUUCCUCAUUCAUUUCGAAAGACCACGUCGUUUUUUUGUGUGGCUACUACGAUGCCAACCAGGCUUGGAAUCGUUCUUACCAACAGUGCGGACGGGAUUUUCUAUCCUGGCCAGGAAGUGAUUGGCGAUGUGAUUGUGACCUUAGGAAAAAUCUGUAAUGUGUCCAAGCUGAAACUCACGAUAUUCGGAGUAGGCAAAACGAAAUGGUACGAACGGCAAGGUCGUGGUUCGAUAGCUUACAAAGGAAAGGAACGGUACCUUUACUCUGAGCUUAUUCUUUUUCAACCCAAUGAAAAACAAGCGGAAAUUCAACCUGGAUCAUACAAUCAUGGGUUUGCUUGCGUGCUGCCGGAAACUUUACCAGCAUCAUUCGAAGGAAAACGGGGCCACAUCCGCUACUGGCUGAAAGCUACACUCGAGCGUCCCUGGAGGCAAUCGAAGACACAUUCACUAAAUUUCCAAAUCGUUAGACAGCUGGAUCUAAAUAACGAAAUUCUUUUGCCAGUGAGAUCAGAACUGACCAAAUCUCUCGGCUACUGGCCAUGCGUCCCUAGUGGUAUACUGUACGCUUCUGUGGAGUUGCCAACAUCCGGUUUUGUUCCGGGUCAGUACAUACCCGCGGUCAUACAGGUGAACAAUAAAGGGGGCAAUAAAAUUUCCCGAAUCGUUACCAUGCUAGUUCAGAAGAUAACCUACAAUGCGCGACGUCCGAAGUUACACCAGAAAGUGAAACGGUUGGUGGUAUGCAAAAGCGUAACGCCGGAAAUCUGCUUACCAGAAGGGGGAGUUCUUGCAGCGGAAAAUCUGCAGGUACCCUGGGUUCUUCCUACCAGCAGCUACGCACGGGUAGUAGAAAUCGGAUACGAGCUGGUGGUUGAGUUCGAGAUUGACACCUGCUUCUUCAAUGCCAAUCAGAGUGUUCGGGUACCGGUGGUGAUCGGAGUUAUUCCGGCCCGGGAUUCGGAUAUCGUGGAGAGCAAUGCUAUGCGGCUUUGGACGCGAAAGGCGUAAUUAUCAAUUACUGUUGCUGUUGUUGAGAUGUCUAAGGGAUUAUGCGUACCGGUCUUUCAUGCUUCACUUCUUCUAGCAUAUUUAUCGUUGUCCAUGGGAGU